This is a messenger RNA of Didymodactylos carnosus, 2538 nucleotides long. Lineage: Eukaryota; Metazoa; Rotifera; Eurotatoria; Philodinida; Philodinidae. The record is from the annotation of a GenBank genome assembly.
AUGGGCAAAAAAGAACGUGAAGAUGCAAAAAAAGAAAUCGCAUUAUUAGCUCAAAUGAAACAUCCAUAUAUCGUAUCGUAUACAGAAUCCUUUGAAGAUUUAAGUAGUUUGUACAUAGUUAUGGAUUAUUGUGAUGGUGGUGAUUUACAUUCUCAAGUACAAGCACAACGGGGUGUACUUUUUAAUGAAGAUCAAAUUCUGGAUUGGUUUGUUCAAAUAACAUUAGCAUUAAAACAUGUCCAUGAUAGAAAAGUAUUACAUAGAGAUAUUAAAUCAGAAAAUGUAUUUUUAAUGAAAAAUGGCAGUUGUAAACUAGGUGACUUUGGCAUUGCGAAAGUGCUGAACACAACGAUGGAAUUGGCUAAAACUCAAGCUGGCUCACCUUAUUACCUUAGUCCUGAAAUAUGUCAACACAAACCUUAUAAUAACAAGAUACAUCAACCGAAAGCGGUAAUUUCUCGUCCUGAUGGAAUUCCUCCGGCAAGACCACCAUCGGUUAUGAUACCUGCAGCGGCCAAAACACCUUUGUAUGAUCCAGUCAAAGUGUAUGAUAAUCCUGUUAUCGGUAAACGACCAAUUUCCGUUCAAAAUCAGAAUAGAAAUUUACAAGAGAAAAAAGUUGUCGACGUUAAUAAACGUCCCGCAUCUAUCAAUAAAGAAAUUGAGAUUAACAAACGUCGACAACAAAUUCUUGAACAACAAAAACAACGUGAUGAACAAGUACAGAAUGAGGCUGCUUCAAAUUUAUCGUCAGCAGUUGAUGGCAAAGGAGGCGAUCAUGUAACUAAACAGACUCCACAUGCACAAAAUCAACAACUAGUUAUAGCCAAUUGCAAAAAUCGUCCACCACCUGCUGUGAAUGUCGGACGACCUCCCGUUCCAGUAAAAAACGAAUACCUUGAAAACAAACAUCACGUGCAAUUGAAUAAAGUUCAUGAGCAGGGCAAUUUGCGAGUCAAUAAUGCUAAUGCAUUAAAACCUAAUCAACCUGUUAAUGAUAACUUCGCUGAAAUGAAUCGUAAUUUGGAACGAAUUCGACGAAAAAAUUUGAUGAAGCAUCACAAUAUUAAAAAACCAUCAGCUUACGAUAAUGUAAAAUCACCACAAAAGCCAAUAAUUGUCAAGCCUGUUGCACCUGUUAAUGAACGACAUCGGUCAGCACAUAGUCGUGAUGGUGCGAUAGAGGCAGAAAGAAAAAAGAAAGAAGUGCAAGAAGUUUUACAAAAAAUUCAACCGGUUGAGAACAGCUUAACAAAAAUAUUAAAUGAUAUUGGUGUAACACCAAAAAAUGUUGUGAAGAAAGAAGUUAUUUUACAGCAAUCGAUUGAUAAAGCUAUUCAAGAGAAACGAAAAGAACAAAGUCAAUCACAACAACGACAUCAGUGGAGUGAGCAUACUGCUGACGUAUCAAUAUUAGAUAAAUAUUCUCCAAUGAAUGAUUCAAUUUUGUCUAAUGUGCCUAACCUUGCUAUCCCUGAUCAAGCGACGAACGCUGCAGUUCGAUCACAAUGGGCUGUGCCAAAAGGAACAAUAUUGAAUGUACUUGAAAAAGUGCGAGUACACAAUGUAACAUUAACAAGUACAACAGAUUCAUUGUCGUCAUUCGGUUUGAAAAAUCGUACAGAACGUAUCGAUGAAGAAAGUGCACAAGUAAUUACUUCUGCGGACAAGAAGAAAAGUGACAAUACUAUCAUCAACAAACCGCUUACACCAACUAAAACAAAUCGAACCGUCAAAGGUCGUGAUCUUCCUGUUACAUCCAGUAUAAAGUUGUCAGAGGAAAAAAUUGAUUUAUUUCAAGGUUUAUCCACUGGUCAUUUCGAUGCGAAAAACAAGAAACUACUCCGAACUGUAUCCGAUCCUGAACUUCACAAAGUUGUUUUCAUUGAAAUAAAAUCUAAUCACAGUUUAUCGGAUACUGAGAAUGAAGAUCAUGAACAACUCAGUAAGCAAAAAUUGCCAUUAUCAUUGAAGAAUAAGAGUGGUAAAAGUCAAUUUGAAGUAAGACAAAUAUCAUCAAAUAUGACAAUUAAAUCUGCUCAUGAGCCAACAUCCAGCUAUGCAAACAAAAUUUCGAAUGACGUUGAAGAUGAAGAUGAAGACGAAGAUAUGAAAACAUUGCGUGAUACACUAGCAUCAUACUUAACUGAGAAUGAUGAAGAAGAAGGCAAUAAAAAUAGUUUAGAUAAUCAAAUAAAGCAUUCAUCAGCUGAAUCUGUAUUAAUGAUUAAAUCAAAAGAUGUUAUAAGUAAAAAAAGUGUCAACAAUUCAGUCAUAAUAGACGAUAUUGAUGAUGAUGUUUGGUAUAAUAAAGAAGAUGAAGAAAAUUUGGUAUAUAAAAUGAGAUUAGAUCAUAAAAAAAAAGAAGAAUUGAGAAAAAUACUUGGAAAUGAAACGUUAGAAAUAGUCUGUGAAGCAUUAAAAGAAGUUGAAUCCGAUACUCAAACGGUUACUAAUUUAGUUCCUGCAAGUAAACGUCAUUUAUUGAACUCUGAUGCAUUAUUAACGUUGUUAUCCUUGAACAUAUCCAAAAGUUAA